Dicrocoelium dendriticum is the source of this 852-nucleotide messenger RNA. The record is from the annotation of a GenBank genome assembly. Lineage: Eukaryota; Metazoa; Platyhelminthes; Trematoda; Plagiorchiida; Dicrocoeliidae.
AUGGCCGAUAUCGUAGAUCAACUUUGGGAAUUCUACGGCCAGAUUUCGCAAGUUCGAUCUACGCUGAAAGAAGAUAUUGCCGAAAUCAAAGUGCAGGUUGCCGCACUUACCAAGAAGUUUACCGAUUUCACAACUUCUAGGAGCAGUUGCCGAUGUCGAUCUUCAAAUCGUCAGCUUCCAUCUCAAUCAAAAUCACCGUCGAAAUCACCGCGCCGAAUGUCUUCCUACUGCUGGUACCAUCAUUUCAUUAUCGGGGUGGAUUUUCCUCAGCACUUUGACUUGCUCGUCGAUGUUAAACGACAUCGUCUCAUCGAUCAGACAACGAAACUUUCCGUCGAUGGAAUAUCCAGCGAUGCACCAUCGCUCAGUCCGGUGUACACCAUUGCCAACUCGCCGGCCGGCAAAGCGUUACUUGAGAGUUUUCCUGAAGUCUCCCGACUUUCAUCGUCUCUGUCAACUGCAGCCGCAGCUACGCCGCAUCACAUGGUUACCAAGGGUCCGCCCGUCUCCGUCAAAGCCCGAAGACUGAUUGCGGACAAGCCUAAAACCGCCCGUGCCGAAUUCGAGCACAUGCUCGAAGUUGACAUCGUCCGACCAUCCAGCAGCCCUUGGUCUUUGCCCCUUCACAUGGUCCCGAAAAAGUCAGGAGACUGGCGACCAUGUGGCAAUUACCACGCCCUCAACAACGUGACAAUUCCGGAUCGUUAUCUUAUUCUUCACAUACAGGAUAUUACAGCCGGUCUUCAUGGCGUUCGCGUGUUCUCAAAGAUCGAUCUGGUGCGAGCUUAUCAUCAGAUCCCGGUCGCCGACGAGAACUACCGAAAUUCGCCGUUAUUACAUCAUUUAGAUUAA